AUGGUCUUCCUCUGUGUUCGCGUCAAAUCUCAGAACUCACCAUAUAUGGAAGCAAUCGUAAAUGCAGAGUUUGGUUCAACAGUGUCCAGUGACAGUGUUGUGUACAGUGUUGCCCAGUGGGCCCAAAUUAUCAUCGGACAAAAUCAAAAAGCUGACGGCACUGUUGAAAAUGACACCCCUUUUGACGGAAGAAUUUCAAGCGUGAACAUUUGGUUUGGUGUUUUAGAUGAACAAAAUAUAGUAAAUUGGUACAAUGAAGGUUUAAAAUAUUACGUUCCUAACAUCAUUAAAUGGCCGGAACUUGGUUUGUCUUCCAAGAGAUUUGGAGUCGUUCACUUUGUUAAGGUCACUUCUGCUGGGAGACAUUGGAGAAAUGUUUCAGUAGAUGAAGUGGAAGUACAGACAACAAGUAAUGUUGUUGCGGCGAAAACUGUCGAAGGUGGAUCCGGAGUAGUUAUCGAAGUUCAACUGGAGUCACCAGUCGAUUGUCCCGUUGGAAGUUACGGGGCUCCUACAGACGGCGUGUUUAUAUCCGUAUCUGGAGACUGGAAACGAAUCUCAUACAAGCAGAUGUUUUUACAAACUCAAACGUGUUUUGCAGUUUUUGGAAGCGUCCCUGACUGGGCUUCUGAUAUAUUUACUCCCGGUGUUUCAGAAUUCGACCCUAAUCUGGAUGAACUUUGGGAAGAAGAAUAUCUUGGCCCAAAUGAUAAUCUUUUCAAUGGUGUGAAUACUUUGUGUGGCGAUGGACACUUUUGGAUGGUAAAUCAACCAAAUACGCCAGUAGCUGGAGUCAGUCUAAGACGAAAAAGCGGCGUGUCAAAUGCUGGGAUAUCCACCUUUGGCAAGUGUGGAAUGUUCAACUUCAAGAUUUCUGAUAUUCGUGUUCUGGAAUGA
This is a messenger RNA of Pocillopora damicornis (cauliflower coral), 897 nucleotides long. RefSeq lists its product as uncharacterized. NCBI's taxonomy places the organism in Eukaryota, Metazoa, Cnidaria, Anthozoa, Scleractinia, Pocilloporidae. The record is from RefSeq and is a predicted model, not a curated record.